Histoplasma capsulatum G186AR is the source of this 606-nucleotide messenger RNA. RefSeq lists its product as uncharacterized. The transcript has 6 exons. Bases 1 to 606 code for a protein of 201 amino acids. The record is from RefSeq and is a predicted model, not a curated record. Lineage: Eukaryota; Fungi; Ascomycota; Eurotiomycetes; Onygenales; Ajellomycetaceae.
AUGCACGCCGCUCAGCUAGUGGGGAGGGGCGCCAAGGUGUUCCAGGGUCGUUGCACAAAAGAUGAUGCAAUAUGGCACUUCGUUUUUGGCUGCAUCCCAUCUGGCUACUGCGCACGUGCCCAACCAUCAUGUGCUUUUUUAAUUAUCACCGAGCCAUCGAGGGUAAAGAUGGAAGCGCUGCAUACAUGCAUGCAUGAACGGGAUAUUUUGCUUUGCCUGUUAGUUGGCGUGUUUUCGCAUGCUGUUGCUGCUCCGUGUUCCAAAAUCAUCAUCAGCAGUGGCUUUGCUUGUGCAAGCUGGUCUGAGGAGUUAGUAUUACACUCCGCUUGUAGCGAACUGUCAGGAGGCCUGUCGGUGAUUAUCUUUGACGCUGCACAGGAAAUGCCAAACUCGAUCCCUGAUAAGCUACAGUGCCAUUCACACAAGGAUCUGCAGCUUACCUCUUGGAGCUCUGCUAGCUUGGAGUGGACUCGAAGGCUGGUCAAACCAGAGCAGCCCCUGGAGACUGGAGAGGUAGACGAGGACAAAAAGAGUCAGUCCCUUGCCAGCGACGCUGCGGCCAAUUGGUUGAUGGAGAGGUCAUUUCUCCAACGACCGAAUUCGUAG